UGUUGAUCCGUGUCAGGGCGGGCGGCAUCGCGUAGCCUGGCUGCGUCCCCGGUCCCGCAGGCCGCACCUUACCUCAGUCCACCUUAGACCUCUCUGUCGCGUGGUGCUGUCCGCUAGCUCUGCGCGUUUCGGCUCAUACCGCGAAACUGUAACGCAAAAAAUAUGAAUUAAAACCGCUGCUGAACUAUUCUGAUCCUCCAAAUUCGUGUGAAAAUACAUUAGUUCUUGCUUUUUCAGUGCCAGUGUCAUACUAAGUGAUACGAUUGUGUGUUGUGUCAACGAUUCCUUUUGGUUAAUGCCCUUGAUUGUUUAGUGUGACGAGUAUGAGUGCGGGGUGAAGUGAGGCGAGGGGCGGGGCGCAAUGAGCGCUCCGGAUCCUUUAGUGCUUCAAGCGCUUCAGGGAUUCACCCAGGAGAGCGAUAAGUGGCCGGGGGCACGCGCUGUCAAGAUCUACAUAGCAUCGCUUUAUAAUGAUUUCCGUGAAGAAAGACGUCAGACACUUGAAUUGGUUGGGCCUGAGUUGCAGUCCACGUACGAUGAUCGCUAUAUUGAGAUCGAGUUCGUGGAUAUGCACUAUGGCACCGACGGCGGCGAUGACACUAAUCCCACGCUACUGAGAUAUCAUCUCGACGAGAUACGAUGCUGUAAUCGCACCUCUAAGGCCGGGUAUUUUCUGUGCUUAAUAGGCGGCGAAGCGGCGUCGUACCAACCAGUUCUACCAUUCAAUAUACCGAAAGAAACUUUUGAGCAAUUAGUACAACAUGACUCAGCACAAACCGCUCUUGUUCGCGCCUGUUACAAAAGCAGCGACGAUGGCUCAUACCAACUGGAGGGCGAUGACAAAUGGUACAGCAAUUUACUGGAUCGUGAAGAAGAGCGAAAACGUCUCUGUACAGUUCAGAAAGCAUUUAAUACGCUGGCCCUCGAAGCGUAUGAUGCUGGCGUGAACGUUGCAGAUUUAUUGCGAAGCCCCGUCGAAAUACAAUGCGAACUGGCAUUGGAUAUCCUUAAAAAUGGCAAACACCCGAAAGGUUUGAUAGUUGCACUCCGAGAGCUUUCCCCAUUAGAACCAGAUGAUACAAAAUUAACAGUAAUAGCUCAUGCGAGGUUAAAAGCACUACAAGAAAAGAUAGAGGACAUCCUACCUGACACACAUAUUAUUAGGCUAGAGGCAUCGUCAGCAGAUUCAUCACGAACGGAUGGUGGCUCAGACAUUGAAGAGAAAUUGUCACCAUUCCGAGAAAAACUGCAAGCUGUAGUCUGCUCUCUGAUCGAUGACAGCCUUAGUACUGAGCCCGAUCAGGGGAAAGGAAGGAAAAAGACUGUUCAGGAAGUUUUUUUGGAACAUAUAACUCAUCUUAGGCUAUGUAUAGAACAAAACAAUCAAUAUAAAGUCACUGUGAAACAAAUAAACGAAGCCGCUUCGAGCAUACUGUCUAAUGCCAAAGAAAAUUAUGAAAAUAGAUCUCGACACCCACCUGUGUUAAUAUACGGACCAGACGCAUCCGGAAAAAGUACUCUGCUAACGCAUUUGUACUACAAAUGCGAAGAGAUAUUCCCGAAGCCGGUGUUGAGGAUAAUAAGAUUUUCAGCAUCGACACCCAGAUCGGCUUACAAUUUAGAGCUACUGCGUGUUAUUUGUCAACAAAUGUCCAUAAUUCUAAACAUUCCAGAAGGUUACUUGCCAAAAGAUGCGAGUUUCGAUCCACUGUACAUUAACAAUUGGUUCCAAAGUUUGCUCAGACGUUGUGAAGAUAUGGAAAACCAGAUUCUAUUGAUAUUCAUUGAUAAUGUGCACAGAGUGAAUCCUCUAGAAUGUGAUAUAGUGACUGGCCUAUCGUGGCUACCGAUGUCGUUGCCGAGAAAUGUCUUUCUUAUUUGUACGACUGCCGUAUCUUUGGAGCAGCUGCAACUAACACCGGCGCAAAAAGAGAAAUUCAAAGUGCAAAGUUGCUAUUAUUUGUUAGAAGCGGUCGAGGACAUGCCGGAAAACGAUAGUUCCGGCGAAUAUAUCGAUAGUGCCUUUGAUAAUUUAGAAGCAGUUUUCGGAGCUAAGGCAUUUAGUAAAUUAGCAGGUUAUAUAACUUGUUCGGAGUUCGGUCUCACAGAACUUGAACUGCUGGAACUUUUGAUGCCGACGAGCAACAGUGAGGCUGUUAUAACGCUCAAGGACGCUAACUUCAACUUUUCUACUUUGUGUGUCGCCAAAUAUAUGAUGAAGACGCUUAUCAGCGAGAACGUAGUGUCGGGGCGCAGCACGUGGCGGUGGCGCGCCGCGUCCGCCAGCGCGCGCGCGCGCCGCCGCUACGUGCGCGUGCAGAGCGCGCUGCGCGACGCGCACUCCGACCUCGCCGCGCUGCACUUCGCGGGCUUCCUGUGCGAGCCGGACGACGCGGACACCUCGGAGGCGCAGGAGCCGGGUUGUGUAGACGACGAUGACGCGUUACUGGAUUCGACGCCAUUCCACUCGGCCAGCAGGACAGCGGCGGCCUUCACACAACGGCACGUGGAGGAGUCUUGGCUCCAUCUCCUGUUGGCUGGAGACUUCUCCAAACUCAAGGACUUGACCGUGUGCAACUUUGACUUCCUAUUGGCUGCUGUACAAACAGUAACAAUAUCAUAUCUCCGCUGUAUAUUGGAACACGUUCGCUGCUACAUACUGGACCGUGAUGUGGAGCUCGUAUAUGGCGCGGUUCGGAAGGCGAGCGAUAUACUGACCAGAGAUCCGAUGCAGUUGGGCGCUCAGAUUAUAGCCUGGCUCAGACCAGCAGUAGCUCGACGAGGCGUGCUGGCGACGCUGGUGACAGCUGCCAUGGCCUGGUGCGACGGAUAUGACAAGCCUCUACUAGUUCCACUAAAUGGAUGGUUGCACCCGCCAAUCGCGUCCACGGUGCGCGUGAUGUCGGUGGGCGGUGGCGGGGGUGCGGCGGGUGCGGGGGGCGCGGGGGGCGCGGGGGCGGGCGCGCGGCUGCUGCAGCUGGCGCCGUCCCGCCAGCACCUCGUGCUCGCGCCCUCCGCCGGCGACCCGCAGCUGUGGCACGUCAUGUCCAACUCUAAAGUGCACACGUUUAAAGGUCAUUCCGGAAGAAUACUAUGUAUGUGCGUAACUCGCGAAUCUCAAUAUUUGCUGACUGGCUCCGAAGAUACAAGUGUCAUUGUAUGGGAUUUACAUACGCUUGCCAUUAAGACGAAGAUUUUAGAGCACAUUGCGCCAGUAUUAUGUGUCGCUGCAAUAGUUAAUAGAUCCUUAGUGAUCAGUGGUGGAGAAGAUUCUGCUGUCAUUGUUACGUCAUUGGUCGACGCAGCAUUGAUUACAAAACUGGACCAUCACCGAGGACCAGUGACGUCAGUUAAAGUGAUACAAGAUGGCGAGAUCCUAGUCACGGGCUCCCAAGAUGGCACCGUCUGUACCUGGAAUGUGGAUAAUUUCACUCUACUCUCGACAAUAUCUGCUGGAGUUCCGAUACACGUAAUGGACGUGACGGAGGACAAUGUGUUCCUGAUCACGCUGCAAGGGGAAAACGAACUGCACUUGCGGACUUUCAUCACCGGGACGUAUCUGCACCCGCUCAAACGGCACAAGGCGAAGGUGAAGUGCUUCUGCGUUGCGCACGACUCUUCGCGCGCGGCGGUCGCGUGCGCGGACCAGCGCAUCUACGUAUACAGUCUGCACAGUGCGCAGCUGCUGCGCACGCUCGCCGCCGCACAUGACGUCGCCGCGCUCGCCAUCGCCGACCAGGAUCACUUCCUGCUCGCUGCUGGUGGCAAUCGAGUGACAAUAUAUUCAUUCCAUACCGAAGACAAUCUAACGAACUUCAGGCCUACGAAACAAAUGAAGAGGCGGCAGACGAAAUCUACAACGAAUAUCUCAUUAUUACAGGCGGAGCAGAGCGAGCUGAUCCCGAUCAGCUGCCUGGAGGUGUCGCGCGACGGGCAGCUGGCGGCGAGCGGCUGCGCGCGCGGGCUGGUGCGCGUGUGGCAGCUGUCCACGCACCGCCUGCAGGCCACGCUCAGCGCGCACAUGGGCCACGUCACCUGCGUCACCUUCUCGCCCAACAACCUGCUGGUGCUCAGCGGCUCGGAGGACCGCACCGUGGUCGUGUGGCAGCUCGCCGACAACUCGCCCUCUUUGACCUAUAAGGGCCACACAGCAGCGCUGCAGUCGCUGGUGAUGAUGUCGGACGGGCGGCGCGCGCUGUCGGGCGACCGCGCGCGCCGCGUGCACGUGUGGCUCGUGGACUCGGGCAUCGUGCUGCUGUCCGCCGCCGCGCCCGCCGCCUCCGUACACGUCACCCUCAACAUGAAGUAUGCGGUGCUGUCGGAGGGCGAGAGCUCGGUGCGCAUCUGGGCGCUGGCGGAGGGCGACAGCGGCGAGGAGCGGCGCGGCGUGUCGCACGCGGAGCGCGUCACGUGCGCGGCGCUCACGGCCGACUCGCAGCACGUCGUCACCGGCUCCAUGGACAUGUCGCUCAAGGUGUGGAAGCUGGACGGCGGGAAGCUGUCGCAGGUACUAGUGGGUCACACGGACAUAGUGACCUGCGUAGCGGUCUCCAUCACGAACAAGACGCAAGUGGUCUCCGGCUCGUGGGACUGCAACCUCAUUGUGUGGGACAUCAAUACUGGCUCCGACGUGCAUCUGCUCUCGGGGCAUUUGGGCAAAGUCACCUGUGUUAAGGUCACUGGAGAUGGAACGAUUGCUGUUUCUGGCGCGGAAGACAAAACGCUGAUAAUCUGGGAGACGAAACGCGGGCUCGCGCUCACGUCGCUGGCGCUGCACGUGCCGCUGCUCGACUUGCAGAUCACCAGCGACUGCUCGCGCAUCGUCGUGCACUUGCUCGAUAGAGGUUGUCUGCCGAUAAUCUGUUUGCACAACACGCCCGCCACCUACGUCAAGAUUCCGACUUACGCUGCGCCCACUAAGGACGUUGAUGAACUUCGUCCACUAGCUCCGAAGCGGCCAAUGAGAAGAUUGCUCAAGAAAGAAGUGUCAUUGGACACUUACACUUGGCAGAAGAAAUACGCACAUUUAACAUCAGCUGCUAUGAUGGCGCAAGUUGAUGAACGACUUAAACGGAGAUUCUCCGUCUCAGCGUCCAUGGAGGAAAUAUCUAAGAUUCAAGAAGCGAAGGCCAAGGAUCUUGGUUCGCAGGUGAGCUUGGGCCCGGAGCAGGCGGCGCUGGCGCAGUCGCAGCACUUCGACCAGCUGGAAGCGCUCUGGAACAAGAUCUCGCCGCCCAGGCGACGUUCCAACAAAUCGCUAUCCAAACAGAGCUCGUUAAUCGAGCGGCUCGACUCGUCUGAUGAAGAGCAUACUCCUGUCGAGGAGCAAGAACAUAUGGUGGAGUAAAACAACAACAAACUCAAUUUAUUUGGAACUUCGUUAGCUUGUUUUUUUGAGCUGGUCUCAACGUAUUAAAUAUACUUUGUUGAAGAUUAAUUUUAUGAUAAGUUUAACCGUUAUUUACUUUUUAUAGUACAAUUCUAGCUGUGGUUUUCAAUUGUUUUUAAUUGCACUUAUCUCAGAGCUUACGGGCUAAAUGUAAUCGUAGUUUGUUGAAUAAACCUAGCGUAGGUACCUUAAGUAAUUCUUAACCUCCUAAGCCUCUGCAAUGUGAUCUUAUAGUUGUAGCUUCUAUUGGAUAAGUUUCUUUAACUUCAUUUUUUCGCGUUUCUAAAUUCUGUUAUAAUGAUUUAAUUAAAACUAUUUUUAUUUAAUACAGUGAUAUAAGAAAUGAAGUUACAGAGACUUGUUUUAUACUAUUUAGAGUAUGAAUGUUGAUGUUAUCUACUAUAAAUUUAGAAUAAUCGUAAUGUGCUAUAUUCAAAGUGUAUUUAUUGUUUUUAUAUUUAAUUUGUUAUUUAAAAACACCGAUAUAUACCAAUACUGUUAGGGAUAUUCAAGUAGAUAAUU
This is a messenger RNA of Zerene cesonia (dogface butterfly), 5911 nucleotides long. Its product is annotated as NACHT domain- and WD repeat-containing protein 1. The record is from RefSeq and is a predicted model, not a curated record. The coding region runs from base 362 to 5347 and encodes 1661 amino acids. The transcript is spliced from 31 exons. NCBI's taxonomy places the organism in Eukaryota, Metazoa, Arthropoda, Insecta, Lepidoptera, Pieridae. Gene Ontology annotation, molecular function: protein binding.